UAUAAACCUAUGUGUAAAAAUCGGAUCAAAUAUACACAACCUAGAAUCGCCCUCUUAUCAGUAUAAAUACAAUACCCUCAUCCUGCUAUUCCAUUCAUUCAAGUUCCAGUCGAUAUAUAUAUACAUACACAUAUAUACGUUGUGUAUAUAUACACACACCAAAUUUCGCCCCUUUGUUAUACUAAAAACCGAGCCUUGAAAACAAUUCUAAAACCUUCCUUUUCGUGAGAGGAAUACAACGGUGAAAGAAACGUGAAAAACGGUCGUGAAACGAGAGAGAUAUCGUUUGCCGGAGUUUCGCCGGGCUAACCGUAACGACGGAAAACGGAGAAGAAGAAAGAACCGCCGGUGCCGCCAGUCCAUCACCGACCACCGUCGUCCCAGAAGGAGCCAACAGCACCACCAUUUCACGUUUCCGUCGAGGUGAAUAUUUAGAGACCGGAAGUGUGGAAGAGAAUUAGGAGCAUCGGACUUAAGGUAAGUUUCUCUGUCAAUCCAAAAUUGUUUCCUCGUAUUAUAUGCUUAUUAUGCAUUAUGUGAUUAAGUGUGAAUUUUGAAUUAUGUGUAUGUGAUUUUGAGGAGAUAUUAGAUCUAUGGUAUUUGAGAAGUGCAAACUAAGUACUUUUGGGUAUUAAAUAUUUUUAAAUACUUUUGAGACUAUUUAGAGGGAUUGAGAUAUAUUUUUGGAAGUAUAUCUAAAGUCAAGAUAAAAUUUACGUUUUCAUAAGAGGUGAGCACCCGGGAGAAAUCCGUGGUGUCGGUUUUCCACAUCCGGAUAAAUGUGAAGGAUGAUUAGGGUUGCUACUACUAAGAAGUACAGUUUGAGUUUGAAGUGACAUUUGGAUCUAUGAGUCCUUUUAAGAAGAAGUUAUAGUAGUAGUAGUCCCUAAUCAUUCAAGAAUUUUAAAGGUGGGGUAGUUGGUAGACUGAGUCCCGAUUACUCGCUACGACUUACUACUCGGAGGGCUUGGAAUCCCUUUUAGGGGGUGUGCACACUUAAGGUAGUCGUUUCAUUUCCAUUAGCAGUUGUGGUACCGGCAAAAGUCCCGAUGUGGCCGUACAUAAUAACGUAACCACCGGGCUCAACCAGAGUGUUGAGCACCGCCCUUCUAAAUUACUAGGAAGAUAUAGAAAAAGUGAAUUUUGAGAAAUUCUAAGAGAAGAGUUGCUAUAGUAUUUUCGAAGAAGUGAUUUUGAGAAAAACCAAAUUAAAGAGAAAAGAAUUUGGUGGAGUGUGUCAUUUUUAUGGUAUUAUAUAAAAUAAAAAAAAUUGCCAAACCUGAUUAUUUUACGAGGUUGGGUAGUACUUACUUAGCUCUAAAGCUAAUUUUUGUUUUCUUUUCAUUGUUUUGUUUUCUGCACUUUAUUUGUGCAUGUGAUAAUGGCUAUGUUGAUUGUUGAUUGCAUGUGUCUGAGAGCGGUUGCUAGAUGCCUUAGUAAAACCUAGACAUGAAUGAACAUUUUAGUUACGUUGAACAUUUGUUUCUUCAUAUUACAAUUAAUUAUGACUGUUUUGUUUUAGUUGCCUGUGCAUCCGGUUAAGAGAUGACCGGAUGUGGCGGUAACACCCGUUUCCCUAUUUAAAUUAUUUCCGCUGCAAGAUUUUUAUCAGUUUCGAAUGAAUAAAGCAAGUUUUUUAUCAAUAAAUUAUUAUUGCAAGUAUUAUUUUUGGGCGAAAAUUGGGGGUGUUACAAAUUGGUAUCAGAGACUUUAGUUUUUCGAAGGGAUUAGGAUACGAGGUAAUAGGUCGUAGGGAGAAAAUCAGUCACAAAGACGACAACAGUCUAAGCUGGUUGGUGCAUAAUUGAGCCUUUGCGCUCGUCCAACUAACUGGGAAUUUCUCCUUGUGCUGAAACUUCGUUGUUCAAAAUCUUUGACGAUAACUAUGGUCUCGAAUCGGGGAUUUUCAAAAUGUUUUCGUGAAAAAAACACACUAGGAGAAUGAACAUACUAGGAAAUUGGCCUUUCUAGGAACGCGGUGAGAGAAGAACCUUUGCGAUACUAUUGAAUUAUGAAAUGCAUGAGAUUCAUGCCUCUAUGAAGUAUGUGGAAUAUGUGAUACACUGUAUGUGCUAUCUGUUAUAAGAAUUUGAAGUUAGUAAAGAACUUGUAUGAUGUAGAAGCCUUAUGUAUGCCUUAGUACUUAGUAUUGAUUUCCUUUAUUAAGAAUCAUGCCGCCAAGAAGAAACCCCCUACAACCCCAACCGUUGAGGAGUUGGCCCAAACUAUUCAACAAAUGGCACGACAUAUCGGAGCGGCUCAACCCUAGAACAAUGGGAUUGACUACGCUACAAGGGUAGCCGGGCGUAACCCCCCGAAAUAUCUAGGCGAGGAGGACCAUCUUAUCCUGGAGGACUGGGUUCAUACCUUUGACAAAUUCUUUGACUCCCUCAACUGCCCGUGGGAGCAACGAGUAAAUAUUGCGGUGUAUUACCUACACCAAGAAGUUGACCACUGGUGGGCCGCCAAUGGACCAACACUUCUCGAGCAACCGAGCUUUUGCUGGGAGGACUUCAAAGUAGCACUACGUGACCGCUUCUACCCCGAUCACGUGAAAGAGGCGAAUUAUGACGAAUUCGUCAAUUUCAAGCAAGGUGACGUGACUGUUCAGGAGUACCACACGAAGUUCGUCCAAUUUUCUCGUUUCGCCAAAGACCUGGUGUCAACCGAGGGCCGUAUGACACGCAGAUUUGUUAACGGGCUUAACUACGGUGCCCAAAAGUUUGUGACUGUAGCAGAGCCACGAAAUCUGAAUGAAGCAUAUAGGAAGGCUGGUGAGUACUACAUGGUACACCAGAAGGAGAGGGAGGCACAUAAGAGAGAUCGAAAGAAUGCUGAGGUGGAGCAGCAACACAAGAAGGCCAGAACUGACCGCCCUGAGCCCCUGCAAAACAAUCAAGGCGGGAGAAUAUUCCAAGUCCAGUGUCAGGGGAGAAACCAGCCUAACCAGACACGGUAUUACAAGUGCAAACUCUGCCCGAACAACCAUCCUGGAGCAGAUUGUGCAGGUAAUCCGGUGAAGUGCUACAACUGCAACCUCAUGGGGCAUAGGGCAUAUGAGUGCCGGAAGGAGAAGAGGCCCCAAACCCAGGGCUAAAACCAAGGGGUGCACAAUCAGGGGAAUGGCCAAGCCGGUGGUGGGGGUAACCACGUUAACAGUAACCGUGGUAACCCCGGCAACCGUCCAGCGGAAGGCAACCGUAACCAGGGCCAGGGAGGGAAGAACAAUAACCAAGGCCGAAUCUAUGUCAUGAACCAAGCUCAGGCAAAUGCCAACGACGUGGUGUCAGGUACAUUCCUUGUAAAUUCCACACCUUCUCAUGUACUGUUUGAUUCGGGUGCAUCCCACAGUUUUAUAUCCUCUAAACUUGUGGAAAAGUUAAAGUUAGAACCUACCGCUACACUCAAUCUUAAUGUAAAAACAACAUCUAAUAAAGUUGUAGCUUGCGGGAGUGUUUUAUCCAAUGUUUCUAUAGUCAUAUCCGAUACCGAACUACCCGAAGAUCUAAUCCAAUUUGACUUGGAGGAUAUUGACGUGGUGUUGGGAAUGGACUGGCUAGGAAAAUAUAAGGUGAGGAUUCUUUGUGCUGAACAAGAGGUGGUCUUGAGAGGACCCCACAAGAAGCGUGUAUCCUACAAAAUGGUUACAUCUCAGCCGGGCGUGAAGCUGGCAACCAUGCAACAACUCAAACGAUAUGUCCGGAAGGGGUAUGAAGCUUACUUAUACAUGAUCCAAGACUUAACAUCGGAAGAGCCGACCAUUGACCAAAUCCCUGUGGUCAAUGAAUUUCCGGAUGUAUUUUCGGAAGAAAUACCAGGGAUGCCACCGGAGAGGGAAGUCGAGUUUUCAAUUGAUCUGAUGCCAGGCACCGCACCCAUUUCAAAGGCACCAUACCGAAUGGCACCAAAAGAAAUGCUGGAGCUGAAGGAACAACUCGAAGAACUGUUGGAGAAGGGCUACAUCAAACCGAGUGUCUCACCUUGGGGAGCUUCGGUCUUGUUUGUAAAGAAGAAGGAUGGGAGCUUAAGACUCUGCAUCGAUUAUAGGGAGUUGAACAAAGCAACCGUCAAAAACAAAUAUAUGUUGCCUCAAAUUGAUGACCUCUUUGAUCAACUGAAGGGGGGCUAGCAUGUUCUCCAAAGUUGAUCUGAGAUCCGGGUACCAUCAAGUGAGGAUUGCUGAGAAAGACACUCCGAAGACAGCUUUUCGAACGAGGUACGGGCACUAUGAGUUCACCGUGAUGCCGUUCGGACUAACAAAUGUGUCUGCGGUAUUUAUGGACCUCAUGAACCGUGUGUUCCGACCCUACCUCGACUUGUUUACUAUUGUAUUCAUCGACGACAUCCUGGUGUACACUAAGACACCAAAAGAGCACGAAGAACAUUUGAGGAUAGCACUGCAAACUUUGAGAGAGAAUCAGCUCUAUGCCAAACUCUCAAAGUGUGAAUUCUGGAUGGAUCGAAUAGCAUUUUUGGGCCACAUCAUCACCCAAGAAGGUGUAUCCGUUGAUCCAUCAAAGAUCGAAGCAGUGGUAGACUGGCCUACACCCACAACCGUGACGGAGGUCCGGAGAUUUCUAGGCUUGGCGGGCUAUUACCGCAGAUUCGUGAAGGAUUUCUCAAAGAUAGCAAAACCUUUGACUAACCUCACGAAGAAGACCACGAAAUUCAUAUGGGGUGAGGAAUGCAAGAAGGCUUUCCAGGAGCUUAAACAAAGAUUAACAACCGCACCUAUCUUAACCCUACCAUCCGGUACCGAGGGGUUCGAGGUUUAUAGCGAUGCUUGCCUAAAAGGGUUGGGUUGCGUAUUGAUGCAAAAUGGUAAAGUGGUGGCCUAUGCAUCAAGACAACUGAAGACCCAUGAGGUCAACUACCCGACCCAUGACUUUGAACUGGCAGCGGUUAUCUCCGCCUUAAAACUAUGGAGGCACUAUCUAUAUGGGGUACAGUGUAAAAUUUACACUGAUCACAAGAGUCUAAAGUACAUCUUCACCCAAAAGGAGCUUAACAUGAGACAAAGACGUUGGCUAGAACUCGUCAAGGACUACGACUUGGAAAUUCAGUACCAUGAAGGGAAAGCAAAUGUAGUUGCCGAUGCAAUGAGACGAUAAUCAACCCACUCCUACAGAGCAACAUAGAUACUACCUGAUGAGCUAUAUUGGGACUUCCAAAAACUAGACAUGGAGGUACGAGAUUUUGGAGAGGUAGAUCGGGAAAUGCGGUUACUCACCAUGACCGUUACCCCAUCUAUUUUCGACUAAAUUAGAGAAGGGCAAUCUGGUGACAUAAAGCUGGACAGAAUCCGAGCAGACAUGACAAAUGGUGUAAAUGGACCGUUCGAACUGCACGAAGAUGGGAGCAUUUGACACAAAGGAAGGUGGUGUGUCCCGAUGAAAUGUGAAGAACUUAAGAAGAAAAUUAUGGAGGAAGGGCACAACACGCCUUACUCGGUGCACCCUGGAGGCGACAAACUCUACAAAGACAUCAAAAAGAACUUUUGAUGGACAAAGAUGAAGAAAGAGGUAGCUGAAUUCGUUGCUCGAUGCUUGAACUGCCAGAAGGUGAAAGCCGAACGUUGCAAACCCAAGGGACUCGUACAACCUUUGGAGGUGCCAAAAUGGAAAUGGGAUUAUAUCUCCAUGGACUUUGUUGGGGGCUUACCCCUAACCAAGUCUGGCAAAGAUAAGGUUUGGGUUAUAGUUGAUCGGUUAAUGAAGACCGCUCACUUUAUCCUGAUGAAAGAGACCUGAAGCAUGGAGGAGUUAGCUCGAGCCUACAUCAAACACGUAGUUAAAUACCAUGAAGUUCCACAAGAUAUUGUUUCUGACCGUGAUUCUAGGUUUCUAUCUCAAUUCUGGAAGGAAUUGCAAGCUGCUCUGGGGACGAAACUGAAGCUGAGUACAGCCUUUCACCCAACCACUGAUGGACAAAGUGAACGAACAAUCUAAACCCUUGAGGACAUGCUGAGAGCAUGUACGUUAGACCUACAAGGGUCAUGGGAUGAGCACUUAGACUUAAUAGAGUUUUCAUACAACAAUAGCUACCACGCCAAUAUCAAGAUGGCCCCGUACGAAGCUUUAUAUGGUCAAAAGUGUAGAAGUCCACUGUGCUGGAGCGACUUGACAGACAAGGUGGUGCUAGGGCCAGAAUACCUACAUGACACCAUGGAGAAGGUGAAGUUGAUUCAAGCCAGGAUGAAAGCUGCACAAGAUCGUCAGAAGUCUUAUGCAGACUUAGGGAGGAAGCCAACUGAAUUUGAAGUGGGAGAAAAAGUCCUACUCAAUGUCUCCCCGACGAAGGGGGUAAUGAGAUUCGGAAAGAAGGGAAAGCUAAGCCCAAGGUUCAUCGGCCCGUAUGAUAUCCUUGAGCGAGUGGGACGAUUGGCAUACCGUUUAGCUUUACCCAUGGAGUUGGCUAAGGUAAGACACACCUUAAAACCUCUCGAUGGUAAGUGUAAUAGUAAGUGCCUCUCAAAUACUAAUGUGUGAUAUACUUAGGUACACAAUGUUUUCCAUAUUUCACAAUUGAAGAAGUAUGUCCGCGACGAAUCACAUAUCCUUAACCCUGAGGUACAAAUAAUCACCUUACAAUAUUCGAAAUCAAAUUCCACAUGUCUAACAUCGACUUAAUUAGGUGGUCGAGUUGGACGAAUCAUUGACUUAUGAGGAAACGCCUAUCCAGAUCCUUGAUACCAAAACUCGUGAGACUAGGAGAAAGUCAGUUAAAAUGGUAAAGGUAUUGAGGUCUAACCACUUGGCCGAAAACGCCACUUGGGAGUCCGAAGACGAUAUGCGCAACCGCUAUCCAGAGUUAUUUGACUAAGGUAAUGUUUUGGUUACGAGAACGUAACCUUGUUUUUAGAGGGGUAGAAUGUGACACUCCAUAAACUUAAUAAAAAGAAUUUAAUACUAAAGAUGUGAUAUUCAUUUGUGGAUAAAUCUUCUUUAGUUUAUGUUUCGGGACGAAACAUCUUUCAAGAAGGGUAGAGUGUGACACCUCGAAAAAUUUAAAAAAAAUAAAAUAAAAUAAAUUAUCUUAUCAGCCAGAUAAGAUGUUACGAAAGUAACAUUUUAAUAACUAAGUGAAUCAGAUAAAAUUUUAACAUCGAUGACAUUUUUAACCAGAUAAAAAUAUUUCAAUAAUAAAAGUGACAUUUUAACAAUUUUAAAGAUAUUAGUUAAUGAUGUGUACAAAAUACACCAAACACCACACAAAAUAACAAACUCAAAAUGUUGACUUUUGUAACUUAAUAAUAAAUGCUACGUAUAUAUAAAUAAACUCACAUCCAUACAUACCCAAUAUAUUCAUGCACGAAGGUAGGAUGUAUAUAUAUAUAUAUGUAUGUAUGUAUGUAUGUAUGUAUGUAUGUAUGUAUGUAUGUAUGUAUGUGUAUGUAUAUGAAAGUGUCGGUUAUUUGAUUACCAAUAUGUACAUAAUACAUUAAAUAGGAGGUAGUACUAUGCAAAAAUAACAAUAAUUGAAGUGAACAAAGCAAUAGACAAACACGUACUCUUACAUUAAUGAUGCUAUGUAUGUAAGUUAAUUGAAUUCAGGCUGAAAGGUAGACCAAGUACAUUAACAUCCACGAUACAUGACUACUUGUGCGAAACUUGGGGAUGAUAUAAACCUAUGUGUAAAAAUCGGAUCAGAUAUACACAACCUAGAAUCGCCCUCUUAUCAGUAUAAAUACAAUACCCUCAUCCUGCUAUUCCAUUCAUUCAAAUUCCAGUCGAUAUAUCAUAUAUAUAUACAUACACAUAUAUACGUGGUGUAUAUAUACACACCAAAUUUCGCCCCUUUGUUAUACUAAAAACCGAGCCUUGAAAACAAUUCUAAAACCUUCCUCUUCGUGAGAGGAAUCUAACGGUGAAAGAAACGUGAAAAACGGUCGUGAAACGAGAGAGAUAUCGUUUGACGGAGUUUCGCCGGGCUAACCGUAACGACGGAAAACGGAGAAGAAGAAAGAACCGCCGGUGCCGCCAGUCCAUCACCGACCACCGCCGUCCCAGAAGGAGCCAACAGCACCACCAUUUCACGUUUCCGUCGAGGUAACCCCUUUCCCUGCAUCUAGCCAUUACCGGCGUUCUCCCGAGGAAGAAGACAAUGGUCUUCUCCUCUUUAUUUUUUUUUUAUUUUUGGGCCAAUUGCAGAUGGGCUGUUUUUUUUAUUCUUAAGACUUGACCUCAUGUUUUGGACUGGCCGAAAAUGUAUAAUAAUAAUAAUGAUGAUGAUGAUGAUGAUGAUGAUGAUGAUGAUGAUGAUGAUGAUGAUGAUGAUGAUGAUAGGAAUAUUGACAAUAAUAAUCUGUAAAAUGGAUUUAUUGGAGAUGAGAAAUAUUAAUGGUGAAAUUGGCUUGGUUAAUUGAUAGUAAUCACUUGGAUAGAUUUGUUAAGUGUUAUUUAACAUGAUUACAUAAUGUUAAAUAAUAAAAAGGAAUUGACGGUUUAAUUAAUAAAAACUGACAAACGAAUAAUGUAUUAAAAUAAUAAUUAUUUAUUUGGACUUAGUGACAUGAGUAGAUUAAAUAAAAUUGGAUAGAUAUUAUUUUCACUAAUUAUUGGAUUAAUUGAAGUAGAUUAAUAAGUUAACAUAAUUACGGACUCAGAAACAUCAAGUGUUUAAGUAAUUAAUAAAAUUAUAUUAAGUUGAUGACGAUUAGUUAAUUUAAAUAAUUGUUAUAAUAUUCGGAUUUACUAGUAAUGUCGAUUAAUACAAAUUAAUUAUGAAUUUUGAACAGUUAAUUAAAUGUAAUUCGGAUAUGCCUUAAUAAUAUUAAAAUACAAUUAAAUAUUCGGAUGAAUUAUUAAUAAUAAUUAAGGUAAUCUUGAAAAUUGAAUAUUUUAAUAUAAUUCGGAUUUUUACAUAUUUAGUGAUGGUGUAGGUGUUAAUAAUAAAAAGAUUAUGAUGAAUUGGGUUAGUUAAUACCUCUUAUUACCGGAUCAGAUUAAAAAUUAAUGAAAAAUUAUUGUAUUAAUUAUCGAAUUAGUUUUAAAAUAGUUUAAAUAAUAUGAGAUAGAUAUUACGUAUGAAAAUAAACUAUAAUGAAAGUAACUCGAAUAUAUUAUAAUUCGUAUGUUUUAAUAAUAUUAAAUUAUAGUUAACUAAUUGAAUAUAGAAUAAAUUAAUGGUCAUUAAUAAAUUAAAAUUUGGUUAUUUUAAUUAAAUAUAUGUCGGUUAUUAUAAUAUAAUCAUAGUAUUCAAACAAUAGCAAUUAUGGCUGAAGUAAUAAAGUAAUUUGAUUAAUAAAAAGUGAUUAAGAGAUAAAAUAGACCCGAUUAACUAAUUUAUUCUAUAUUAAGAAAUUCGGAUAAUAAGAUAAAAAGGGGAAUAUCGGAUAAAUUAUUUAAAAUAGAAGAAGUGACUAAUUAAAUCAUCUUAAUUAAAAAGGUGAAUAUUUAGAGACCGGAAGUGAGGAAGAGAAUUAGGAGUAUCGGACUUAAGGUAAGUUUCUCUGUCAAUCCAAAAUUGUUUUCUCGUAUUAUAUGUUUAUUAUGCAUUAUGUGAUUAAGUGUGAAUUUUGAAUUAUGUGUAUGUGAUUUUGAGAAGAUAUUAGAUCUAUGGUAUUUGAGAAGUGCAAACUAAGUACUUUUGGGUAUUAAAUAUUUUUAAAUACUUUUGAGACUAUUUAGAUGGAUUGAGAAAUAUUUUUGGAAGUAUAUCUAAAGUCAAGAUAAAAUUUACGUUUUCAUAAGAGGUGAGCACCCGGGAGAAAUCCGUGGUGUUGGUUUUCCACAUCCGGAUAAAUGUGGAGGGUGAUUAGGGCUGCUACUACUAAGAAGUACAGUUUGAGUUUGAAGUGACAUUUGGAUCUAUGAUCCCUUUCAAGAAGAAGUUAUAGUAGUAGUCCAUAAUCAUUCAAGAAUUUUAAAGGUGGGGUAGUUGGUAGACUGAGUCCUGAUUACUCGCUACGACUUACUACUCGGAGGGCUUGGAAUCCCUUUUAGGGGGUGUGCAUACUUAAGGUAGUCGUUUCGUUUCUAUUAGCAGUUGUGGUACCGGCAAAAGUCCCGGGGUGGCCGUACAUAAUAACGUAACCACCGGGCUCAACCAGAGUGUUGAGCACCGCCCUUCUAAAUUACUAGGAAGAUAGAGAAGAAGUGAAUUUUGAGAAAUUCUAAGAGAAGAGUUGCUAUAGUAUUUUUGAAGAAGUGAUUUUGAGAAAAACAAAAUCAAAGAGAAAAGAAUUUGGUGGAGUGUGUCAUUUUUAUAGUAUUAUAUAUAAAAAAAACAUUUUGCCAAACCUGAUUAUUUUACGGGAUUGAGUAGUACUUACUUAGCUCUAAAGCUAAUUUUUGUUUUCUUUUCAUUGUUUUGUUUUCUGCACUUUAUUUGUGCAUGUGAUGAUGGCUAUGUUGUUUGUUGAUUGCAUGCGUCUGAGAGCGGUUGCUAGAUGCCUUAGUAAAACCUAGACAUGAAUGAACAUUUUAGUUACGUUGAACAUUUGUUUAUUCAUAUUACAAUUAAUUAUGACUGUUUUGAUUUAGUUGUCUGUGCAUCCGGUUAAGAGAUGACCGGAUGUGGCGGUAUCACCCGUUUCCCUAUUUAAAUUAUUUCCGCUGCAAGAUUUUUAUCAGUUUCGAAUGAAUAAAGCAAGUUUAUUAUCAAUAAAUUAUUAUUUCAAGUAUUAUUUUUGGGCGGGAAAUUGGGGGUGUUACACAUUUGAUCCCAAAUCUGAUGAAGGGAUCUUCCUGGGCUACUCAACAAUAAGCAAGGCAUUCUGGAUCCUCAACAAAAGAACUCUGGUGGUAGAAGAAUCAAUCCAUGUGGUGUUUGAAAACCACCUCACUGCUCGAUUAAAAGAUGAAGGUGAGUCAUCCAAAUCAAAGGUCACUAGAAAGGCUCCAAGUUGCCUUCCAAAUAGCAACGUUCAAAGAGAUGGAAAGGCAGUUGACUCAAACGGCAGUCCACUGCCAGCAGUUACUCAAAGGUAGCUCACUGCCAACAGUUGGCUCAACUGUCAGCCUACUGCCAACAGGUGACUCACCAAAAGACAACCUUCCAGGCACUCAUGACAUUUCUAACCAUCCUAUUCUACCAGAGGAUAGUGAAGAAGAAGAAGAAGAAGAAGAAGAAGAAGAAGAGGAGGAUACUCAAAUUCUAACCAAAACAAAAACAUCUGACAUCAAAUGGAUGAAUAAACAUCCUCCUCACCAAGUAAUUGGAGACAUCAAUACAGGGGUUCGCACCAGAUCAGCAAUUCAGAGAGAAGCAUUAUUCACAUGCUUCAUCUCUCAAAUUGAACCCAAGAAAAUUGAAGAAGCCCUACUUGACUCGGACUGGAUACAAUCCAUGCAAGAGGAACUCAACCAGUUUGAAAGAAACAAUGUAUGGGAGCUUGUACCCAGACCCUAUCAUCAACAUGUGAUAGGAACUAAAUGGGUAUUCAGAAACAAAAUGAAUGAGGAAGGCACCAUAGUCAAGAAUAAGGCAAGGCUGGUAGCCAAAGGCUACUACCAGGAAGAAGGUAUAGAUUUUGAUGAAACCUUUGCUCCUGUUGCCAGAUUGAAAGCAAUAAGAAUCUUCUUGGCUUAUCCUGCUCAUAAGCAAUUCACAGUCUAUCAAAUGGAUGUGAAAAGUGUCUUCCUAAAUGGUGUACUAGAAGAGGAGGUCUAUGUGGAGCAACCUCCUGGUUUUGAAAUCAAUAGAGAGAAGGAUCAAGACUACAAAUUACACAAGGCUCUUUAUGGACUCAAGCAAGCCCCAAGAGCAUGGUAUGACACUCUCUCCGAAUAUUUAGUGAAUAAUGGAUUCACUAAAGGAAAAGUAGACAAGACUCUAUUUAAAAUAGAAGAAGGUCCCCACAUACUGCUUGUUCAAAUCUAUGUUGAUGACACAAUUUUUGGAAGCUCAAAUCAAGCAAUGUGUGAAAAAUUUUCAACUCUCAUGCAAAGCAAAUUUGAAAUGAGCAUGAUGGGAGAGUUGAACUAUUUUCUAGGACUACAAGUGAAGCAGACUCCUCAAGGUAUCUUCAUCAACCAAGCCAAAUAUACAACAGAUCUCAUGAAGAAGUUCAAAGUUGAGAACAAGUCUACGGUCAAGAUAUCCAUGAAUACAUCACAAGGUCUAAGUCAAGAUGAAGAUGGCAAGGAUGUUGAUCCUACACUUUAUAGAGGUUUGAUUGGUUCCUUAUUAUAUCUCACCACGAGUAGGCCAUACAUAUCGUACUCAGUUGGAGUAUGUGCAAGAUUUCAAUCAAAACCUAAGGAAAGCCAUCUUCUAGUUGCAAAGAAGAUUUUGAGGUAUCUAAAAGGUAAUCCUAACUCUGGAUUAUGGUACCCAACAAAUGGAGGCUUUGAACUCUAUGGCUACUCAGACUCGGACUUUGCGGAUGCAAAAUUGAUAGAAAAAGUACCUCAGGUACUUGUCAAUUAAUUGGUGGAAGACUUGUCUCUUGGUUCACCAAGAAACAAAAUUCAAUUGCUACUAGCACUGCUGAAGCUGAAUACAUAGCUGCAGGCAGCUGCUGUGCACAAAUACUAUGGAUGAAACAACAAUUGAGGGAUUAUGGAGAAGAAACAAAGGAGAUUAGCAUAUUGUGUGAUAACACUAGUGCUAUUGCUAUCACUCAUAAUCCGGCAUUUCAUUCAAGAACCAAGCACAUUGAGAUCAGACAUCACUUUAUCUGAGAGCAUGUUGAGAAGAAAACCAUCAAGCUUGAGUACAUCCCCACGGAAAAGCAGUUGGCUGACAUCUUCACCAAGCCAUUAAAUGAAGAUAGAUUCAACCAAAUAAGGCAAGAACUUGGAAUGCUAGAUGAUCUAAAUCAAGCGAAGGAAUAACCCUGCAUCUAUUCAGGGGGAAUUUGAUUUUAAAAUUAAGCGAGAAUUCUUAGCCACCUGCUGAGGGGGAAUUUCUGUGAAGUACUCAGGGGUAGCCACCUGCUAAAGGUAAGCUACUCAAAACAUCAAAGGAAUGAGGCAUCAAGGUCCAAGAAAGUCACUAUUAGGAUUUCAAGAUCAAAAGGAGUUAAAAUUCGAACAAUUGGCUCAGCAGUUGACUGCAUCCUAGCAAGCAGUGGACUCAGCAGGCGACUGACUACUAGCCCACUGCUACUUGUAUAAAGGAAGGAAUUGCACAUAUAUAUAUACUUUUUCAAAAAGGAGGGAAAGGACUAGAAAGACACUGGUUCAAAAAAUAUAUAUGUAUACUUUAAAGACACUGGUUCAAAAAAUUUGCGCAGAUGCCUGCCAGCAGGCGACUGCCUCAGGAGCAGGUCACUGCUUCAGGCCAGCAGUUGGCUCAAUUUCUGACAAAUGUACAAGGAAUCUCAACAAUGACAUACAUCAUCUUGAUCCCCUCAUAUCAAGGAUUCCAAAAAGCAAACUCUUGUUCUCAGAAACCAUCAAAAAUCUACCUCCAUUUGAGCUCCCUACUACCAGUGUGAACACAGUUAAUGCUGAAAAGGCCAGCCGUAUUCUCCAAUGGCUAUAUUCCAACGACUAGUUCCCGAUAGCCUAUAAAUACUCCCUCCGUACAUUUCUCUUCACACAUUUCACUUUGCAAUCUCUUUCUACCUAUUUCAAAGCUCUCAAAUUCUCUCUUUGCAUUAUCAAAAGCUCUCUUACACACAACCACCGCAAACCAUUUCAUUCUCCAUAAACACCCAAAUGGCCUCCCUUGUCAAAAUUUCCAAAUCCAUCUUUACUGGAUCCAUCCUCAACACCCCCAAAAAUCUUGAGAGGGAAAACAACAGUGAUCUCAUGAAGGAGCUCCUGAGAAAGCUAGAAACAACCGGGCUAAUGAAAAUGGUCACCUAUCCAUAUCCCUGUUUCUAUCCAGAAAUCGUAGCAGAGUUCUACUUAAACUCAACUUCUGGCAUGCUAAAGUCAGUAGUUCUGGGGCGUGAAGUAGAAAACAACCAAAAUGAAAUCAGGGAUCAGCUAUCUUUGUCGGGAGAGGAAUCCCCAGAGAUAGAAAACAUCUCUCUCGACGAGGAAGCCUUCAAAGAAAUGGUGUUCCUUCCCAAGGCUCACCACCUCAACACACUAAAAGUGAAGAAGAACAUGUUGGUUCCAGAAUACGCCGUUCUACUGGACAUCAUGUACAAAUGCAUUGAUAAUAGAACCACCGCUCUGGAUGAAAUCAACGCACAAAGGGCACCUGCACUGGUCGCAAUCAUCUCAGGGACCCCACACAAUUGGUCCAGGUAUGUAUACAAAGAACUUGUGAGAUAUGUAACUAAAUCUCAAAAGGACAGAAGGGAUGAUGGAACCCUUCCACUACUGGGUUAUGAGUUCUUGAUUGGGGAAGUAAUCAAAAGGAAGGGGAUAAUAGGGGAAAUUAAAGAAGAGACCAUCUGGAGGAAAUUCCUCCAUCAAACCUCAAAGGCCGGGGCACCAAGAAAUCAAAAACAAGAUGAUACUCUCCCAUCCCACGAGCCUCUCCUAAUCACCUUUGACAAAAUUAAAACAAAGACUGCCAAGUGAAUCAGAUCAGGAUGUCAAGAAGACAAAUCAAAGAAGACACGAACAGCAACAAGGAGCCUACAAGCAGAAAUGGAAGAGGCAGCCUCAUCUCUCCAAUUGGCUCAUGUAGAAGCAGUGGCCUCCCCUCUCACCAUCAUCAAUGAAGCAGCAGAGUCCUCCUCACAUUCUUCCAAUGCUAGUAACAGUUCUGUCAUCCCCCUCUCAGUACUCAUCCCCAGGCUGACACACCACACAGAGUAGGCGGCUCAAGAAGAUGAGCAUGCAGCUUGUUCAGGCGAGCAGGUGGCUCCCCAACAAGCAGAGCAGGUACCUCCCUCUCUAGCAGUUGGCUCACCCAACCUAACUCCCCUUGAGCAGCUAGAUGAAGAAUUUGUCAGGGUCAAAGAAUGGAGAAGAUGGAAACUAUCUGGCAUCCGUAUCCAAGCUGAAACCUUGUCUAUGUUCAUAGAUGAGGAAGACUUCGCACUACAAUGGCUUGAAACAGAAGAUCUAGCAGAAGCAACAAGACUCUACAAAAUAAAUCAAGUAUAUGCAAUAAAAAGGAAGCAGCUCACUGCUAAGGAUGCGCUCCAAGACUCAAGCGAUGAUGAUGCUGACAAUAAUCCAAAGGGACCACCAGACUCAAGAGGUAAGCAAAUCAUUCACUCUUCUUCCUCCAGUGAUAAAGAACUCAGGCAAGUCCUUGAGAAAUCAAGGAUGUAGACUCAUGGAGGAGGAGAAUCCUCCAAAGCUCCCAAAGAGCAGUUGGCUGCUACUCUCCCUCAAGGGACCCAACUGCUGGACCUCAACAUGGAGCCUCACCAAGAAGAAGUCCCAGAACACUAAGCUACAACCUCACCAGAAAUCAAAGAUCAAAUUCUCAAUGAUGGAGCUGAGGACACUUCAACUCUAGCAGAGGUCUUCAUCAAUGAACGAAGAGCAACAAUAAAAUUUGUCAGCAAUGUCGAACUCAGAAUACACAAACAGUUAAUCAAAAUGCAGAGGCAUUUUGACAAGCUAUUGGAGGCCAGAUUUGCAGAGGUUCACUGCCACAUCAAAAGCAACCUCAUGAUCCAGCAGGUGUUCAAUUCGGAACAAAAGGCCCACCUGAAAAUGCAACUUUUCCAGCAGCCUGCUCAACUAGAAGACAUCCACAAGGAACUGGCAGCUCAAAGAGCAAAGGACUGGGAACUUGAACUUCAAAUUCAGACUUUCCUCAAGCAACUGCAUGAUCAAGAGCAAAUAGGAGCAUCUCUACAUCAAAUUCAUGAACAUGAGGCCUACAUCAAAACUUAGCAAGGACAGUCAGAAGCAGUUCAAAAGGGCCUUCAGGAACUUCAAGCUCUAUGUGUAGAGCUCCAAAGUCAACUUCAGGUAGUCCAACAACCAUAAGUUGCAACAGAGCCCUCUGCCCAACCAGAAGCUGAGCCCUCUGCCCAGGUACUUUCAAAAUCUGCUUUACCAACUAACCUUGAGCAGGCCCUUCAAACUAUCCAGGUGCAUGAGAAGUUCCUACACUAUCUCAAAACCAAGGAGCUACCUGUCAUCCUUAAUCUCUCCAAGAAGUUGGUCACAAAACAAGUGGAGCACUCAGAGGCAAUAAGAAAAACUAGAGCAGAUGUUGUUGAUCAUCUAGGACAACUUCACAAAGCUACUCAAGAAGCCCUCCUAAAGCAAGGAGAUGAACUCAAGAAACUUGGCCUACACCAACAAGCAACAACUCAACAGCUUCACAAACUUGACCAAGAGAUCAAAGAAGAAGUCAAGGUAGAUGUAACGGAUCUCCGAAACAUAGUCAGUGCACUCGCCAUUGAAUUCAAAGAUCUCCAUCCAACAAGGAGAAUCCAGCAAAUAGAGGUUGACUGUGAUCCAUAAAUAGCAGCCCUAUUCCAAGAAAGCCAGACCCCUGCUGAUGCCAAAAAGGGGGAAAAGAGCAACACACGCAGGCCCCUCCUCCAGCAGGUCACUGGCAGCCAUAAAGGGGGCAGAGACAAGGAGAAAGAACAAGAGACUCAAGUAAGAAAUGGAGAUCAGAAAAAGAAAGGCAGAAGAAGCAAAAGCCAAAGAAGAGGCAAAGAAGAAAUCAGGAGAACAAGAGUAGAAUAGAUGAAGUCCGAAACUGACUAUAAACUAUUGUACUCUAGACUUUAGAACAAUGUACAAAAUCUCAAAUGAAAAUCAAUAAAAAUAUUUCACUCUUGUGUUGUAUAGUUUUGGCAUCAUCAAGAAGGGGGAAAUUGUUAGUACCCAAUUUUGAUAGAUUUUGAUGAUGCCACUGUACUUAACACGUGUACAUUGUGUCUCAAUAUUGUUCGUGUGUCAGCAUUCAAAAUUAUGUGACAAAAUAAAAUGUACAAGUUUUGAGUCAAUUUGAAUAUUACCGGAAAAGUUAAAAUGCAAUAAGGUAAUUUUUAUUGAUAUUUAGAUCCUACAGGUAUAUAUUAUUUUAGCUCAAAAGUUAACUGAAUGUCACAUUAUUAAAGAAAAAAAGGGUCGAAAAAUCAAAUACAUUGAAUGUAAAUGAUUGAAGACAAAAAUUGACUAGGCAAUUAAUACAUGGGACCGAAGCAUAGGACGCAUAUAUUAUUAUUACAAGAAGAUUUUUUGAAGAGAUGCUUCAGCGGCUAAGAUACUCAAGACAAAGAAAUCAUCCCAAAUAAUGCUCCAGCGCAAGAAAACGAAUGUACAAUUCGUCCUUGCAAGAAUUUCAACGUCAGAGAUUAAUUCAUCCUAACCAACGGAUGAGAUUAAUCUAAAGGAGAAGCCUAUAAAUAUAGGCCAAAACGAAAGUUUCUAACCAAGCUUUGAGCAUCCAAAAUAGAGAAAUACUCACACAAGCAUUCACGAGCUCUCUAGCAAAAGAGAAAGUGCUAUUAUAAACUUUACUCUCUGCUUGGACUCAUGUUUCACUAAACUUCCAGUUUACAAGCUAUUCAUUGCUAAAUCAUAGAAGUUUAGUUCCUAGUUGGAGGUUAGAACUUUCUUGUAACAUUUCACAAGUUGUUGUAAACACUUAGGAGAACAGUUGUUCAGAUCCUAAAGUGUAAGUAGAUAGAUAGAGUACCUUUUGAUCCUCACUGGUUCAUUAGAGAAAAGUCUAAGGACUGAGUAACUUUGAGUGGUGCUAUACUCAUUGUGAAAAACCUUCAAUCUAGGCCUAAGUGUUGUAAAGACUAGAUUGGCACUAAGUGUAUUGGGCUUAAUACUUUAGUGAAAUCCAUCUGAAAGAGGGUGGGACUGGACGUAGGAGGAUUACACCACCUCUGAACUAGGAUACACUGUGUGUUGAUUUACAUUCAUUCAACAAAGCACACACUUAGCACUUCUUACAAAAAGAUUGAAGUUUGCCAGCAGAAUCCUAAGCAGUUGUCUUAACUGACCCAACUGCUUAUCUUACUGCUAAAUUACUUACUUUCUUUGAGACCAUUUUCACACAAGAGACGUGCAUCAAUAUCACUAAAAGGCCUGUCCAAUCAUUUUCCAUAAAUUCAUUCUCUAAGUAUAGCAGGUGCCUCAGGAGUCCCCUGGUGUCCACCCAACUGUUGAGCCCUCUGCUCGUAUACACUUGUUUCUCUUGAGCAUCUCACUAUCACCGGACCUUCAUAACAUUACCAACAAGGAAGUUGACCAAACUGCUCUCUGAAAUUCACCCUCUAAACCAAGCAUGUACCUGAGCAGUGCCCUCAUCACCACUCAACUGCUGAGACCACUGCUUCAGUAAAACUCCUGAUUACUUUUACUAAAGCACAUUUUCUGAAAGCUCUCAUUAUUCUCAGCAACAUUCCAUCAUCACUUUCAUCAAACACCCAAUAAAUCCUCAGUAGUUGCCUUAGCAGUUCCCUGUUAUCUAGCCAAUAGCCAAUCCAACUGCCAGACAUUUGGGUUCAUUCUUCCACCAGGAUAGAAAGUAUUCAUACACUGAUUCCAUAAAGGGUAAAGACUUCCGUUGUGCGUCUAUAAAUCUCUCAAAAGAUUAUAGAUCAACUCUUUAGAGGGAAAAACGCAUUAAAAUUGAAAAAGAUUUAAAAGUCUAUUCACCCCCCCUCUAGACUUUUACCCUAUCCAGGACCAUCAAAUGAGAAGUUGUAUCAAAAUAGUAAUGGAAACGUUUUGGGCUUAAUUGAGAUGUUGGCAGAGUUUGACCAUGUGGUUCAAGAACAUGUUCAACGUAUUAAAAAUGAUGAAAUUCAUUAUCAUUAUCUAGGGCAUAGGAUCCAAAAUGAGUUAAUACUCUUGCUUGGUUCUCAAAUUGAAUAUGUAAUUAUUGAAAAAAUCAAACAAGCAAAGUAGUUUUAUGUGAUGCUUGAUUGUACUCCUGAUAUAAGUCAUCAAGAACAAAUGUCUUUAAUAUUGAGAUAUGUGGAUGUCUAGUCAAACUCGGUUAGCGUUGAGGAAUCAUUCUUAGGUUUUUUGAAUGUUAAUGACACGACUGGUCAAGGUUUUUUUAAUGUUAUGCAAAAUGAAUUGGUCUCUCUUGAUCUUGAGCUUGAUAACGUAAGAGGACAUGGAUACGAUAAUGGGUCUAAUAUGAAAGGAAAACAUCAAGGAGUGCAAACAAAUUGUUGUAUUUAAAUCCUAGAGCUUUUUAUACUCCAUGUGGUUGUCAUAGCCUUAUGAUGGAGUAUAUGGCCCGGGAAACCCCGGCCCACAGACUCCUACUACUCCAGUGAAGGCCCAACAGGCCCAAAAGGCCCAACAGGCCCAAAUCACAGCGCCCAGAGUACCAAGCAGCCCGCAAAGCGCACCAAGGGUGUCUUCGGCCCCCCGGCCGAAGGCUCUAAACUCUCACAGAACGGGUUUUCCAAGCAAACUAAGAAACUGGGAGAAAAACGGCAGAAAACAGUAGCCCUCGGCAUCUGGAGCCCUCGGCACUCAGGGGUCCUCGGCACUAAGAGCCCUCGGCUAGUCCUAUGCAGCCGAGGGCACCUCUCCCGACAUGAUAUCCGCACCACAUGCGUACAGAUCACCGUACCCUGUACAGAUGUCCCAUCCAACAGUCGCAUUAAAUGCGGCCACAUGCGGCUGCCAGCGCCAACCAGUUGAGAUGACCUCUCGGCCAGUGGGCGUUUGACGCGUGUCCCUGUCCGGCAUUUAUUGCUACUAUAAAUAGCACCCCAUUUCCCCAUUUGUAACCACGCUGAAAACGCUCCACACUUAUAAUAUACUUUCUCUCUCUACAUUUACUUACUCUGACUUCUCUCUUAUUACUCCCCGUAAUAACCCCUCGGAUAUAUACCCCCCGGGUACACUAUCCAUCACCUUAAUUUGACUUCAUGUGACAUGGCGAAUACUUGUGGUAAAGCUAAAGAUUUUUUUGGAGUUAUUCAACGUAUCUAUACAUUUUUUGCAAAUUCCACUAAAAGAUGGCAAAUUUUGAAAGAAAAUGUAAAGGGAUUAACUCUUAAAUCAUUGUCAUCUACUCGUUGGGAGAGCCAUGUUGAUAGUGUUAAAGCUAUAAGAUUUCAGGUUUUAGAAAUACGAGAAGAUUUACUUGAAGUAGCAGAAACUGACAAUGAUUCCAAAAUUAGGAGCGAAGCAAAAUCUUUAGCCGAAAAUGAUCUUGGUAAUUUUGAAUUCAUUGUUGCGGUAGUUUUGGUAUGAAAUCUUAUAUGCUGUAAAUUUAGUUAGCAAGGAUUUGCAAAAGAUUGACAUGCUUCUUGAUGUUGCUAUUGAAAAAUUGAAGGGGUUAAUUUCUUAUUUUGAAAAGUAUAGAGAAACUGGUUUCUCAAGUGCCUUAGAAAUUGCAUCGGGCAUUUGUAUUGAAUUGAACAUUGCCGCCGUAUUUCCUCAAAAGCGGCAAAUUAGAAGGAAAAGACAAUUUGAUGAGAAUCCAGAUGAUGUGUGUUCUAGUGUUUCUCAAUCUGCACAGGAGUUGUUUAGAGUUAAUUAUUUCUUGUGCAUUGUUGAUCAAGCAAUAACAUCACUUACCACAAGAUUUGAACAAUAUCAACAAUAUGAGAAUAUUUUUGGGUUUUUAUUUACCUCCGAAAAGUUACGUUUAUUAGAUGAUAACAAUUUGAAAUAUUGUUUUAGUUGUCUUGAAGCAUCACUUAAGAAGGAUGAACAAUCAGAUAUUGAUGGAGUUGAAUUAUAUGUAGAAUUAAAGUUGCUUAAAGACUUUUUGCCGAUGGAGAAUAUGAGGCCUGUUGAUGUCUUGAAAUUUUUAAAACGUCUUGAUUGCUUUCCUAAUGCGGUUAUUGCUUAUAGAGUUCUGUUGACUGUUUCCAUUACUGUUGCAACUACAGAGUGAAGCUUUUCAAAACUGAAGGCGUUAAAGACUUACAUGCGGUCAACAAUGACACAAGAAAGACUUAACAGAUUGACUUUAGUAGCAAUUGAGAGCGACAUAUUAGAGAAGAUUGCAUAUGAAGACCUUAUCGAAGACUUUAUUUCAAAGAAUCUUAGAAGGAUAGCAUUAUUUAAAUAAGGGUAGUUUAAUUUCAAAAUAUUGGAUGUGAUUUUGAUGCUCUUGAUGUAUUAGUCGAAGAAAAAUUGCAUUUUAGUAUGAAGUAUUGAUGGAUAAGUGUAUGCGGGGGUAUCUAUCCGAGGGGUUACUGCGGGGAGUAACUAGAGAGAAAUCAGAGCAAAUGAGUAAGAGAGAGAAUAUGUAUUAAGUGUGAAUUCAGCGUAUUCAGAAUAUGGUUUACAAAGGAGAAAUGAGGUUCUAUUUAUAGUAGCAAUAAAUGCGAGACGGGGACACAUGUCAAGCAUCCAACGGCCGAGGGGUCACAUCAACCGGGUGGCACUGGCAUUCACAUGUGGCCACAUUUAAUGCGGCGGUUGGAUGUGACGUUGUACUCGGUACGGCGAUCCAGGUGCAUGUGGAGAGGAUAUUCUUGUCGAGGAAGGUACCCUCGGCUGUAGAUGAUUAGCCGAGGGCUCUUCUUGUCGAAGGCCCCUUAAGGCCGAGGGCUCCCGGUGCCGAGGGCUACUGAUUUUCGUCGUUUCUUCCCAGUAGCUUUGUAUGCUUAAAAUAGCCGUUCUGUUAGAAUUUGGAGCCUUCAGCCAGGGGGCCGAAGGCACCCCUGUGUGCUCCGUGGGUUGCUUGGUACCCGGGGCGCUGCGAUUUGGGUCUGCUGUGCUUCCUGGGCCUCUUGGGCUUUUAUUAGGAUAGUAGGAGUCUAUGGGCCGGGGGUCCCUGGGCCAUAUACUCCAUCAAGUAUAAUUAUAAAAUAUGAUAUUACUUUUUAUUUAAUUAUUAGUAUUUUUUGUAUUAAAUAUUAGGGCCUUCGAUUUUUCUUUUGAACAGUGCCUCUCAUUUGUCAGGACCGGGCCUGGACAUAACUGUUGUGAUUCUCUAUGCAUGUGCUAAAUACGAGUUCUCUAACAUGUAUACAUAUUGUGUUUCAGGUACUAAUUCAUGUGUACUGUAUGAAGUCCUUGUGGGUUAUGUAUUAGUUCUUAAUUGUUGUGCACUAGACAAUAUUUUUUUUAUUGUGAUACUCCUUAUGGUGCUUUAUAUACAAAAUAUUUGUGAGAUACCACUUUUCGUGUGCAUUGAAUAUUGAUGUGUGUGUUAGAUACAUGUUUUUGUGUGUCAUAUUAUAUCAUUUGAGUGGCUGGAGAUGCUUGUUAUGUUUUAUUGUAUACAUCUUGUACUUUUUUUAAAAAU
Cuscuta europaea is the source of this 22017-nucleotide messenger RNA. NCBI's taxonomy places the organism in Eukaryota, Viridiplantae, Streptophyta, Magnoliopsida, Solanales, Convolvulaceae. The record is from the annotation of a GenBank genome assembly.